AUGUGCGAAAAGGCGGCAACAAACGAGAUCAUCGACAUACUCCUUAAUGCACUUCCAGACACCAACUAUUGGGUCCCCUACAAUACGUCUUGGCGUCCGGCUGCAAUACGUGAAAAGGCAGCAACAAGUGAUGUCAUUAACGGCCUAGUUGCGACACUUUGCCACAGCAGUUCAGAUGUCAGGUGCGAGGCAUCUGACAACAUUGGUAAGAUUGGUGAAAAAACAGCAACGCGUAACGUCCUUCAUGCAUUGAUAACCGCACUUGGAAACAGCAACCGUGAGGUCAGGAGAAGUGCAUGUGAAGCUCUUGGUAACAUGGGUGAAAAAGCAGCAACAAGUGACGCCAUUAACGGACUAAUUGCUGCACUUGGAGACACUGAUGAUAAUGUCAGGUGCUUGGCAUCUGAAGCUUUUGGUAAGAUGGGUGAAAAAGCAGCAACGAGUAAGGUCCUUCAUGGAUUGAUAACUGCACUUGGAAACAACAAUUGUGAUGUCAGGAAAAGCGCAUGUAAAGCUCUUGGUGAGAUGCGUGAGAAGGCAGCAACAACAGAGGUCCUUGAUAAGCUCAUUAUUGCACUUGAAGACGCCGAUGUCAAUGUCAGAUACAGUGCAUCCAAAGCACUUGGUAAGAUGGGUGAGAAGGCAGCAACCAGUGAGGUCAUUAAUGCUCUAAUCAAUGCACUUGGAGACAGGAUUUUGUGUGUCACAUUUGCUGCAUCCGACGCACUUGGUAAGAUGGGUGAGAAGGCAGCAACAAGUGAGGUCCUUAAUAAGCUCAUUAUUGCACUCGGAGACACCGAUGUCAAUGUCAGAUGCAGUGCAUCCGAAGCACUUGGUAAGAUGGGUGAGAAGGCAGCAACAAGUGAGGUCCUUAAUAAGCUCAUUAUUGCACUCGGAGACACCGAUGCCAAUGUCAGAUUCACUGCAUCUGAAGCACUUCGUAAGAUGGGUGAGAAGGCAGCAACAAGUGAAGUCAUUAAUGGACUAAUUAAUGCGCUUGGGGACACGGCUUGGGGUGUCAGAUUCACUGCAUCUGAAGCACUUGGUAAAAUGGGCGAGAAGGCAGCAACAAGUGAGGUUAUUAAUGGACUAAUUAAUGCACUUAAGGACAGCGAAGAGUGUAUCAGGUGCAUCGCUUGUCAAGUCCUUGGUGAAAUGGGUGAAAAGGCAGCAACAAAUGAGGCCAUAAAUGGGCUAAUUAUUGCACUUGGGGACACGGAUUCGGGUGUCAGAUUCACUGCAUCUGAAGCACUUGAUAAGAUGGGUGAGAAGGUAGCAACAUGUGAGGUCAUUAAUGGACUAAUUAUUGCACUUAAAGACAGCGAAAAGCGUAUCAGGUGGACCGCUUGCCAAGUCCUUGGUGAAAUGGGUGAAAAGGCAGCAACAAAUGAGGGCAUAAAUGGACUAAUUAUUACACUUCAGGACAGCGAUCCCGCUGUCAGGUGGAAAGCGUGUGAAGCUCUUGGUAAGAUGGGUGAAAAGGUAGCAACAAGUGGGGUCAUCCGUGAGCUCAUUAGAGUACUUAGAGACAGCAAUUAUGAUAUCAGACGGAAAGCAAGUAAAGUUCUCGAUAAGAUGGGUGAAAAGGUAGCAACAAUUGGGAUCAUCAAUGAACUCAUUAGAGUACCUCGAGACAGCAAUUAUGAUAUCAGACGACAAGCAAUUAGAGCUCUGGGCAACAUGGGUGAGAAGGCAGCAACAACUGAGGUUAUUGAUCUACUAAUUAGUGCACUUGGAGACAGCCAAAUGGGUGUGCGUAAGAGGGCGUGUGAAGCUCUUGGUAAGAUGGGUGAGAAGGCAGUAACAAAUGAGACCAUAAAUGGACUAAUUAUUGCACUUCAGGACAGGGAUUUCGGUGUCACGGAGAAAGCAUGUGAAGCUGUUGGUAAGAUGGGUGAAAGAGCAGCUACAACUGAGGUUAUUGAUCGACUAAUUAGUGCACUUGGACAUUGGAAUUCGCGUGUUUCAAUGAGAGCACGUGAAGCUCUUGGUAUGAUGGGUGAAAAGGCAGCAACAAAUGAGGUCAUCAAUCGACUAAUUGUUAGACUUGAUGACAGCAAUAAUGAUGUCAGGCUAAAUGCAUGCGAAGCUCUUGGUAACAUGGGUAAAGAGGUAGCAGUAAAUAAGGUCAUUAAUCGACUAAUUAAUAGAGUUCGGGAUAGCAAUGACGAUGUCAGGCAAAGGGCAUGCCUAGCUCUUGGUAGGAUGGGUGAAAAGGCAGCAAUAAGUGAGGCCAUUAAUCAAUUAAUUGUUGCACUUGGGGACAGCAAUUAUGCUAUCAGAUGGAGUGCAUGCGAAGCCCUUGGUGGUAUGGGUGAUACUGUAGCAACAAGUGAGGUCAUUAGUAGACUCAUAAGUGGACUUCUAGACGGCAACGAUAAAGUGAGCAGUAGUGCACGUUGCGCUCUGAUUAAUAUGGGUGAGAAGGUAGAACCGAGUCAGGUGAUUAAUCGACUAAUUACUGCAUUGGGGGACGGUAAUGAUAUUGUCAGGUUGAGGGCGUGUAAGGCUUUCUGUAUGACAGACAAAUGGUGUGGAAUAGUGGAGGCCAUUAACGGGCUUAUUUUUGCACUUCAUGACAGCAACCAGGAUGUGAGGAUUAGUGCUUGUACAGGUUUGGGUAUGAUUGUUGAAAAGGCAGCAACAAGUGACGUCAUUAAUCGACUAAUUAGUAUCGUUGAAGACAGCAAUGAUAAUGUCAGGCGAAGUGCAUGUGAAGCUCUGGGUAAGAUGGGUGAUAAAGCAGCAACAAGUGAGGUCAUUAAUCGACUAAUUAGUAUGGUUGAAGACAGCAAUGAUGAUGUCAGGCGAAGUGCAUGUGAAGCUCUGGGUAAGAUGGGCGAAAAAGCAGCAACAAGUGAAGUGAUUCAUCGAUUAAUUAGUGUACUUGAAGACAGCAAUGAUAGUGUCAGGCGAAGUGCAUGUGAAGCUCUGGGUAAGAUGGGUGAAAAAGCAGCAACAGGUGAAGUGAUUCAUCGAUUAAUCAUUACACUUGAAGAGAGAAAGUAUGAUAUCGGGAAAGAGGCGGAGAAAGCCUUAGAUAAACUGUUGAGUAUGGUCUUGUCGCAAAGAAGAGAAUCACAGCAAGAGAUUGUGAUGAGGAAUGAAUGUAUGAAGGAUGAGGCUGAGGCUGAGGGAAGGUUGGAUGCAUCUAAGAAGUUGCUACAAGUGUUUGUGGAAUUCGAAGACUUCGUUUUAUUUUCUGAUUUGUUUUUCUACAUGCUUAUGGAAGAUAAUGCAAUUGUGGUCACAGAGAAUAGUAUAGUCAUGUAUGGGAAAGCUGGUGCAUUGAAAUUUCCUGUGACAAGUCGAAAAAUUGUUGAAAAAUUCGUGAGAGACUUUAGUUUUCAAUAACAAUGACGGUCGUGAUAAUGUAGAUUUGAGCGAAAAACUAGAUAGGAGAAAAAGACCUUGUAGUAGUUAAUAGGAGUUUUGUACUGUUUAGUUAAUACUGAAGGAUAAGAACGUGGAGAGAAUCUCACCCCGGACGUGUUGGAGCCGUAUUGUGUCAUGAAGAAAGCUAACUUUUUUAUUCUCGAGUUCCAUAAGACAUGAAGUCUCAUGGUAUUUCGCAGAUAUAUUUUUCUUCAGUCACUGAAGAUGCUUUGGGACCUUUGAUUGAUUAUAACUAUCUCUAGAAAAACUUUCAUUUCUGAUUCAAUUUAUGUAUAUAUUCACUGUUAGAGUCAGGUGCGCUUAUUAGUUAUAUCAGUACGUGUAGUGCUCAAAGCCUUCUGGAAUAGAUGAAAAAAUAUUGCCCGUUAGUGUUGUGUUGGAGCCUAAAACAAUUUGUCAUAGAUGUAUUUUAUCAGCUAAUUAUUGUAAGUUCAUGAAAAAGAGAAUGACAGUAUCAAAUACACAACGCGUGUAAAUGUGAACUAUUAGAGCUAUUUGUUAGCAAUAUCGACCAAGGAAACAAGAAUUAUAGUCUAAGAAAUCAGUGUUCUGCUCGGUCGCCGCAAAACUUAGUAUGUUAGAUUAUUGUAGUUGAAAACUGAAAGCAAGAUUGCAAAUUGGGCGGCACAGAUUAUCUGUAAUACUUUACAACAUAGUGAAUUCCUAAUGUAGCAAGCAGCUGAUUCAAUUUUGUUGAGAGUUCUUCCGAAAUAUUUUUGUAAGUCUUACCAAUUUCAAUCGGAAGCUCAGCAUCGUGUUCAGCAAAUAAAAUAAACCGUUUCUUCGUUUUUAAACUUGCUGUAAGUUUUGAUAUGGCUGUUUUAUAGUUCUUCAUUGGUUUCGAUAAAUUCAACUAGUUAUCCACUGAAUCAUAGAAAUGAAUCUCCCAGCUGGCAAUCGAGAAAUGUUUUGUAUGUUAGAAAGAAGGCUGUAAACUUAUUUGAUGUGCUGAACAGAAACAUGAACUUAGUUUUCAUCGAAGCCGUUAACACUUCUGAGAAAGUGCUCCAGAGCACCGCUGGAAAACCACAAAGUGAAUCGGAAUUUCGGAUCACUUCGAGUCUUCUGGCAAGAAGUUUGGAGUCUAUAGAUUUUUGGGAUCUAGAGAAAAUUAGAUUCUGAAGCAAUAAUUUACAUUCUUACAACUAGCCAUUACUAGGAGAAACUUUCUUUUCUUUCAUGUGAUAUCAGAAUCAUCAAUGGAGACAUGUUGUUUGACAAUUAAUAUAGAACCAUAAAAACAUCUGAAAAAGUUAUUUUUUCUUCUUUAUUAAAAUCCUUUGAAUAAUUAGCAUUCGGAUAUUCGUAAUCAUUUCACUAGGAUCUAUCAGUGAAUGAAUAUCUCAACGAAAUCCAAGGGAAAAGUUUUUAAAAGAUCCCGAUGGAAUAUCAAAGGUUCGGAAAAUCCUUCGAUUAGGCAUACAAAAACUAAUUUGUGAAGUACCAUUAGACAGUAUGUCUUACUGAAAAUUUAUAAAGAAAAAGCAAAUUUUAUUGAAGAGGAUAAUCACCGCUUCUACAUCAGUUUUUGUUUUUCCCCUACUCAAUAGACUGCAUCAGACAGGAUGGUUUACUCUGACAAUUCCGUAAACUUGGAGCUGCAGAUUAUUAGAUAUUGACUUCACUCAAGGAGGAAGGAGCAAUACUUCAUCUACUUCCGAAGUAUUUUGAAGUACGAUGGAAGUAGAAGGAAGUAUCAUGGAAGUACGAAGAAGUGUCAAGGAAGUACGAAGAAGUAUUAGGAAGUAUUAGGAAGUAUCGGGAAAGUAAGAGGAAGUAUCAUGGAAGUACGAAGAAGUAUCAUCGAAGUACAAUCGAAGUACCAAGAAGUAUAAGGAGAUGACAACCAAAGUACAAGUGAAAUGCCGAAAAUCGUAUGAGAGUUUGCGUUUAGGUUUGGAUUUGCGUUAGUUAUGUCAUCCCUAAUUCUUUUACUAAAAAUGAUAUUUUUUGGGAAAAUAAUGAUUUUUUAUAAGGCUUAAUCGAAGGUAACUGGGGUUCAGGAAUUCAAAUCUGAAGUCAGUUUAUCAAAAUUUCGAACUUGGUUCUUUUGACUAAAUAAAGAGUUUUUUGAGAAAAUAAUGAUUCUUUUAUAAGGCUUAACCGAAGAUAAUCGGGAUCGAGGGAUCCGAAUCUGAAGUCAGCUUAUCAAAAUUUUGAAUUCGAGUCUCUUGACUAAUAAAUAAGUUUUGUUGAGAAAGUAAUGAUUUUUUAUAAGGCUUAACCGAAGGUAAUCGGAAUCAGGAAAUCGGAAUCUGCACUCAAGUUCUAAAAUAUUUUAUACUUGGUUUCCUAAUCAAGUAAACUCAUUCUACUCACUGAGGUCGAACUUUACAAGAAAUCGUUAUUUUCUCAAACAACCUUUUGUUUACUCAAAAAUAUCUACUUCAGAAGUUUUGAGAGCGUGAUUUCAAAUUCGGAUGCACCAAACUCGAUUACCUUCUGACAAAGCUUGCAAAAAAAUUGUUUUUUUUCUCAAAAAAUCUUUUUGAACUAGAGAAAUUACGGCUGAUAUACGUAGUCCAAAUCGAAACCUACCCUCAAAAUCCCAAACGGUUUAGGUUUCAUACAUGCCGAAGUACAAGAGAAGUACAGUUGUUGUAUGCACACUAGAAGUCUCGCUUUUCCAUCCUUAUACAUAAUACAUUUAGUAACAGUUUUCAGGAGAUAAUUUUGUGUUGGAUUGCCACUUUUACGUUCAGUUCCUAGGAACGGGGAACGCGAGUCAGUUCUGUACCUAGAAGCCGGACUGGAAACGGGAAAUUCUCUGGAUUUUUAACUGAAGGCUUCCGAAUUCGUCCAACGAAAGACAAUUUCCUAAAACUAAUGAUAUUUUAAGAAGUUUGACCAAAGAUAAUCUGGUACGAGGAAUCUGAAACUGCAACUGAUUUUUCAAAAUUUUGAGUAUGAUUUUUCUUCUGAAGGAAAGGCUAUUUUCUAAAAAUGACAAUAUUUUCUGAAACUUCACCAAAUAUCCUCAGGAUGAAGGAACCCAAAUCGGUAAUCUAUUUUUCAAAAUUUCGAGGUUAAUUUUUUCCGUCCAGGGGAUGCUAUUUUCCAUAAAUAACAAUUUUUUUCAUAAAAAUUGACCGAAGGAAAUCGGGAUCAAGCAUCUGAAUCUGCAAUCAGUUUUUCAACUUUUUUAGUUUGUUAUUUUACGUUAGAAAAGAGUAUUUUUGAAAAGUAGCAAUUUAUUGUAAAAGUUUGACGAAAGGUAGUUGAAGUCGAGGAAUUUGAAUCUAUAAUUGGUCUCUCACAAUUCUCAGCUUGUAUAUUCUACUGAGGCUUUUUUAGCAGAAAACAAUCUAUUUUUGCAAAAAGUUCUUUUGCUUUGAAACUGACUUAAUUUGACUAAAAAUAUAUUUGUAGUUAAAAAGCUAAAUUUGAAAUUUAGUGAAAACCAAUGGCAGAUUCGGAUUCUUCGAUCUCGAUUACAUUCGGUCAAAGUUUGUAAAAAAAGUCAUUAUGUUUAAAGAAUAGCCUUCCCUUGAAAAGAAAUAUCAAACCCAAAAUUUCGAGAAGCUGACUUCAGACUCAUAUUCCUCGACCUCACAAUCACUUUUAGUCAAACUUUAUAGAAAAAUCAUUAUUUUAAAAAAAUAGUGAAGUCUCAAGGAAUACAGAGAAUUAUAAUGGACGUACAAGGAAGUACCAUGGAAAUAUGAAGAAGUAUAAUGGAAAUACGAGGAAGUAUCGUGGAAGUAUAUGGAAGUAUUAUGGAAGUAUGAGGAAGUACGAUGGAAGUACGAGGAACUAUCAUCGAAGUACGCACUUCUGAAGUAUUGCUCCUCCCUCAUUGACUUCACUUCAUAGUGUUCCACAUUUUAUAUCCUGUAGAAGUUUAUAGAAACGCCCUUCCAGCUAUGGGCAUAUGCAUCUUGUAGUUAUCGCUCGGAUUAAUUUUUCAUUCAUAUUACCUAAGCAAUUCUAUGGUAUCUUGUAUACUUUUGAUAAUUUACAGUAUAACGAAACAUAAUGGAUACUCUCUGUGUAAGACUCUUUAGAAUGCUCUUAUCUGUAACCACAUGAAUUUUUAUUUUGUUGAAGAUUUUUGUCUUGUACUAAUAACAUAGGGAGAUAGUGAGCAUUUUUUGAGCCGAACAUUCAUAAAAAAUGCAUAAUAAACAACAGGAGAUACUCCAGAAUUAAUUUCUAGAAUUUUCAUUACCAUUUGUCAGUAGCUGUAGAGAGUUCUCACCAUCAUAUUCUACUAGUAUUUUCCUUUUCUAUGUUCUAUCGGUCAUUAAUUAAUCCUGGGAGUAUGAUGCUAUAUCGCAUUGCAAUUCGAGACAUUGAUUUUAUUUUGAUCGAAAACUCAUUGUAAGGCAUUCCCAUUAGAUAGUUAAAACUAAAAACGAAAUUCAGACAAUUCUCUUCCACAUUCAUGCAUGUACAGUUACGUAUAUCAAUUUCUUCGAAUAUUGCAGGAGCUAGUGGAUACAUUUUUCCAAAUCCUUUUCGAAGUAAUAAGAUGUCAAAAGUAACAUUCUUCAGUCUGUGUAAAGCGGUGAAAUCAAGGGAAGAGAGUUUGUGUAAUUGUACUUGCUGUCAUCUAUGUUCGGUACUUUCAUUGCUGUGGUUAUUUUCAUCUUAAUUUGUGUUCCCUUUAUUGUUUAUAUGCUUUUCCAGCUUAUUUUUUUCUUUGUAUUAUUUUUCUCGGUUGUGUUAGCUAUUACAUACAUUUCUUUUUACUGUCAUACUUAUUGAAUGCUCCCCCUUUUCGUUUAUAAAGGACAUCGCCCGAUAAAAUCAUAAAUCUGUCU
This is a messenger RNA of Rotaria sp. Silwood2, 8159 nucleotides long. NCBI's taxonomy places the organism in Eukaryota, Metazoa, Rotifera, Eurotatoria, Philodinida, Philodinidae. The record is from the annotation of a GenBank genome assembly.